Schistosoma intercalatum is the source of this 3773-nucleotide messenger RNA. Lineage: Eukaryota; Metazoa; Platyhelminthes; Trematoda; Strigeidida; Schistosomatidae. The record is from the annotation of a GenBank genome assembly.
AUGUCGUACGAUCUAACUCCCAUUUAUGCUUUCUAUAGUCUAGUCCCAAAGUUUAAUACCUAUUUUGUGCAUUACUGCACGUUUGUUCGAACUAUGUAUGGCCGACGUCGAGCCGCAGCUUUGCCUCAUAUCUCCAGACGCCAGGGUGAUGUUGUAACAACAGAUGAUGUUCAGCAUGUUGACUGUCCAGAAGCCUCUAUUGAUACAUUGCAUUAUCGUCUACUGAGUCGAUCGAGGCCUGUGGGAGCGUCGUUCAUUUCUUCAUCAUCAUCCAGUAAUUCGUCACGUUCACCACCUCCACCAACAAGACGAACACGUCAGGUUCGUAGAAUAGACCGAACUCAUCAUCUGUCCCAGCGUUCUACUGCUAAUCCAAGAUCACGUAGUCGUGGUUUAUCAGAUAACCUAGAACCAAGCAAUCCCAAUGUUCCAGCUUCUCUUCCUCGUCGAAGUCGUCGACGCACUUUCGUCCGUUCUCCAUUUCUUCAGCUUCUGUUCUCCUCUCAUGGAAGUCCUUCAUAUCAGAAUGAGUCGACCACUGAAAGUGUUAGAAUAAACCUGGAGAGUUUUAACGAUGAUAGUAUCCAAUUAACUCGCACUGAAGACCUUGAUUCCAGUAACAGACCUGGACGUUUACGUACCACCAGGUCUGGAAGAAGAGCCACACGUCGCCUGUCAGCAACAAAUACGCGUUCCGUACCUUCUACGAACAUUCCAUCUACCAACCAUCCACCACGUACAAACAAUAGUAGGCGCUCUCAAAGUCUUAUUGAUUGCCCAGACGUUCGGGCGGCACUGGCAGCAGCUAGAUCCACUGGUCUUGAAAGUGACGACGAUUGUGUAAUCUGUUUAUGUGAGAAAUCAAAUCGUUGUGUUGUUUUACCUUGUAUGCAUACGUUUUGUUAUGAUUGUAUUUAUCGUUGGCUCUGUAUCAAUCCUUCUUGUCCAUUGUGUAAACGUUUGGCUCAAAAAAUUAUUCAUUCUGUUCUGUCUGAUACAGAAUUCACUGAAUUAUUAGUAUCUGAUUUACCAAAUAAUAACCGACGUAAUCGAGUGAAUAAUCUAUCCACUACAUUUCGAUUAGAUGAUGAAUACUUAAAUGCAUCACCAGAUGACACCACUAUUCCGCGAUCACAUCAUCAUUAUCACUAUCAUCAUCAUUUAGGUACACAUCAAGUGCGUUUACUCAAUUAUCUCGAUGGAGUGACUCGUUCACCAGAUAGUACUUCGUUAUACAUACCUCCCAUUCUUUUUCCAUCUGAUACCUCAAUAUCUCAAUCAAGAGCGGUUGGCAUUCUUGAUACUUCUUCACACAUGUCAUACAGAUGGAAUCCAGAACUAGGAUCAGCAGAAAAUCGUCGGUCACUUCUAACCAUUUUGGUUGAUAAUGCUCUUCGAUCUAGCACUUCCUCGCUUUUGGAUAUUUUACUACUUCGACAGCUAGUAUACAUUUUCUGUCUUGAUUCCAUUCCUGUCCUACAAGAGUCUGAUCUCACACGAAAUAUCAGUCCAGAAUUUUUAGCAGCAAACGAAACUCAUAGACACAGGCUCGCAUCAUUUGUCCGUCGUGAAUUACGUGUUAUCGCCCCUUGGCUUGCUUAUGACAUUUCUUAUAGUUCGCAGGGAAGUCGUGAAAAUUCGGAGGAUAUCGGGUAUUAUAAUGCCGCUGUAACAUCUCCUCUUAUAUCUGGUCCUCCGGGCUUGGAGGUAGAAACAAGGGAACUCGACAAUUUAACCAAUAUAGUCUUGCAACACAUAUGUACAGUCUCAAUAACAAACGAACAGUCACUUGUUGAUCUUUUGGUAAGUCAACCAGCUCUUCACCCAUCACUGGUACCCCAUGCGUACCUUCAUCAUCUAGCCUCGGAGAUUUUGCAAUUUGCUCAGUUCACCGGAAGCAUGGAAGAAUACGACUCCUCGGUCUGUCUAUAUCGGCGCAGAGUCUCUUUGGGUGGAAUGAUGUCGUCAUCAACUGAAAGACACAGGGAUAGACAGUUCCAAGGACUUUUUCCUGAGCCUCGUUUGGCUGUAUAUAUUGCUUCCGCCUGUUGGCCUCGACUCCGUCCUGGCUUCGCUCAACCUGAAGGACUUAUCAUCCAUCCUCUAAUCAAUUGGCUACUCCAAAGACUGUUCGUUCAUGCUGUCUCUGGCGCUUCUCAUCCUGAUCCCUUACCUGGUACAGGAGGUCCUCCACCUAGCCUACCUAGUCCAUUAGUUUUUCAUGGUCCUUCACUAACUUGUCAUCCUAAUUGUCUUCGUUUAGGAAGUUCUUGUCAUGCUCUUCUUGAAGCCAUCAUAUCUUUCUCCAGAUUAAGAGGUCAAACGUCAGGGCGGACUAUUAAUUUGAGUCAUGAUGGGUCAGUAAGUAGCUCAGAAAUUUUCCCAAACCGUCUUUUAUAUCAACGUGUUUUAAGUGAACUGAUAGAUCAAGCACGGUUCAGUGAAGCUCUUAGUGGUCAAUUCAGUCAAUAUAAUGAUCGUACCCGACUGACGUGCCUUACACCACAAAAUUCAGAAGAAAUUUCUGUCAGUUCUGUUCCAAAUCAACGAACUAGUAGUAGAAUAUCUAUCCGAAAUGUUAUUAGCGUUAGAGAGUCUGCUAAUUACUUACAACCAGCUAUCCAGUCCCACCCACUUGCCCUAAGACGUCUGGAUGGUCUUCUACUUCUUUUCACUGCACGCGUACCUGGUUUAAGAAAUGAUCCAGAACACCUGAUCAGUGAACUAUUACAUAUGCCACUUAUGCCUAUGACUCUAACUCCUUUAGCCGUUAUUGAUCUCACCAGCCCAAGGUCAGUAGUUAAUAGAUCACAAACAUUUUCCAUGCAAUCAGAAGGCCGAGGACAGUCGUUAGAAAACUUGGACACGAUAAGAGCACCAUAUGCAUCAAGGUUCUCAGGAAUUGAUUGGACAUUUCUAAGACAGCCUCCACACUCUUUGUGUCCUCAAACUGAUCGUUCUGUUAAUUCAGCUGCUACUACUAAUGGAUUUACUAACGAUGCUAAUUCUGGUGACUGGAGCUCGGCUGCAUCGAAUCAGCAAACAACGUCUAAUGACAUUUGUCCUUUUAGAGGUAGUCGAAUAUUCCCCUUGAUAUCUUCAGUGGGAUCAAUUACAUCAGCUGACGAGUCCACACCAGUACACAAUUCACCUGGUGGUUGGCGUGACACGGCUCCAUAUGUUGUCAUAUCAUCGGACUCCUCAGAUGAAGAAACAAUAGGUCAUAAUGAACCGUGUGUAGCUCCCACUCAAUUCAAUGUAUUAACCUCUGACGAAUCGGAACCAGGUCAUGAAUCUUCCCCAGAUAGUCGAACAAACAGAUGUGAAUCUACUGCAUCUCUUGGUUCGUUAUUUAAGACGUUUUCAAAUAUGCCUUUACAAAGUGAUUUUUCAACUGUAAACGAAUCUGUUCAACACUCAAUCCAAGAAACAGACAAGAAUAAAGCUUUUCAUUUAAACACUGCACAAAGUUAUUCGGGAAUUGACAACAUGCAUAAUGUUAAUACUGAAUUAUCUCUUAGUUCAUCAGUGUUGUCUUCCACCAACACAAAUUCCAACUGGAGUGAUGGUUUCACUGAGCGGCAUUCAGCCAUAUCCCGUCGUGAAGAGCCUAUGGAAGUAGACGAACGACCUGAUGAGAUUUCGUAUUCGACAAUCCCAUCAUCUAGUGCUUGUGGUUCAUGUUUGACUGAUUUACCUAAAAAGUCGACAAAUCUUACAUGUGAAAAUAAGUUUACUGUAGAAUCCGAUUGUUCAAAAAACACUGGAGCUGA